Messenger RNA from Magallana angulata, 1976 nucleotides. RefSeq lists its product as uncharacterized. Gene Ontology annotation, biological process: positive regulation of DNA-templated transcription. The coding region runs from base 180 to 1910 and encodes 576 amino acids. The transcript has a single exon. Gene Ontology annotation, molecular function: ubiquitin-protein transferase activity; zinc ion binding. NCBI's taxonomy places the organism in Eukaryota, Metazoa, Mollusca, Bivalvia, Ostreida, Ostreidae. The record is from RefSeq and is a predicted model, not a curated record. Gene Ontology annotation, cellular component: chromatin; nucleoplasm.
CGGUUUAAAUGCCUGUGCAAACGUGCACGUUACAUUCAGGACGAUAUGUCGAUUUUUUAAGUUCCGUUUUUCGUUCUGAAAAAUGGUAGUUAUAAUUUCACAAGGAAUAAGGAAUAUCAGUCCUGACUGAAUGUGGGGUACAUGUAUGUAAACACAAUGUGAAUAUUCAGGAAAGAAGAAUGGCGGAGGGGGGAGACAACACCACGCCGUGUGACCUGUGUGACGGUCAGAACGAGAUUAACAGGAAAUGUCUGACGUGUGACGAGUUUAUGUGUGAAUCCUGCAGUAGGAUCCACUCCAAAAGUAGACAGUCACGUGAUCAUGACAUCAUCACCAUCGCCGACUCCGAAAAGUUGACAGCGCUCGUGCCCUAUCAGCCCCGCGAAAAUGAUGAUCAGGCAGACGACAUCGAUGACAUUGAUGAUUUCUGUGAGGAGCAUGAAGGAGAGAGGUGCAUAUUGUUCUGUGUUACGCGAGGAUGUAAUUGCUUGGUCUGUCGUGUCUGUAUUUUAGAUUAUCAUCAAGGACAUCGAUUUGUGGAAAUUGACGAUGUCCUGACAUCCUUUAAGCGCCACGAGGCUGACAGAAGUCGCGAGGAAAUCGAAAACUGUAUUUUGCCAUACCUCACAGAGAAGAAAAUGCGACUGACCGCGGCUAGAGAAAGUGUCUUGAAUGACAUUCAAAGUAAAAAAGAAACGGUGAAACACAGGUAUGAGGAACUCCGGAAAGAGUUAGAUAAGCACUAUCAAACAACCCUGUCUGGUUUAGCUAAUGCAGGCAAGGCCAAUAUAGAGAUUAUUGAUACUUUAGGAAAGUCCAUAGAUUUCCAUAUAUCACGGCUAAGAUCUAACCUGACUACCGGCGAAAAACGCUCUGAAAACAGAAAUGACAUUGGAUAUAUCAAGUAUGCUCGUGUGUUAGAAACUGACAUCGAAAGUACACCCGAGGUGUUGAUUCCGAGUUUCAAUAGACUCAUGUUAAAUACACAUGGAAACUGUACGAUAUCUGAUAUUUUUGGAGAUCUUGAAGAGGUUGUCGAGUGUGAACCGGAAGUAAUUUCGCGGUCAUCGACAGGCUUCCCUGAAGUGUCUUCCAUCUGUCCCGUGUCGCCAUUCGCAGCUUGGCACGGACAUUACAAACACAGAGGCAUACAGCUCUUAGAGGUAGAUGAAUGUGAUCAUCUUUUACCCGGAGGAGGUUUUGGAAAAUCCGGGGUUUUAAACAUGGCUGCCACACCGGAAGGAGAUAUGUAUAUGGUCAUCUACGGAAGUAAUGACGUCAUCAUGUUAAAAACAGACGGUUCGGUUGAAAAGAUUUAUGACACUCGACCUUAUGUUGCUCUAGGUAUUGCAGUUACUAAAAAUAGAGACAUCUUACUUUGUCUUGCCGAGUCGUAUCCUAACGAAAUGAACCCAAAUGGAAAGCGGAGAGUGGCGCGAAUUACAAAUUUCGGUAUUACGCGAGAUAUUAUUGAAAAGGACACCGAGGGUCAGGACAUAUUUGUAUACCCCUUUCGUGUUGGUGAAAAUAUAAAUGGCGACAUCGGCGUCAUAGAUCACGUGGGAGAUGCGGAAGGGUUGCUCGUGUUGCUAAACUCGGAAGGCACCACGAGGUUUACUUACAAUGGUCGAGAGCAACUCGAGGGGCAAGUCUGCAACUUGACUGACAUCACAUUUGAUGGAGAGGGCUGUAUCCUAAUGUCUGACGUCACAAAUCAAUGCAUCCACAUGCUAUCGAAGGACGGUAAAUUCCUCCGCUUUGUGGACGUGUACAUCUACUAUAACACUAAGUUAUCUCCGACAACGCUCGCCGUGGAUUCCUCGGAAUGCCUCUGGGUUGGAGGUGUUUCCAAGCAUAGAUACUUUAACAGAACAGAUGCCCACGUCGUACGUGUCAAAUAUAAAAUGUAAAAAGCCUGAUUUAUCAACAGUGAUUAUGAAGAUUGUGUUCAUUAGAUUUAAUAAAGCUUAAGAUUU